UUCGUUCAUUCAUUAAUUCGUCCAUCCUUUUAUUCUUUGCAAAACGAGUUACUGAGACAGCAGAGUGAAGUGGUUCCGAGUGCAGACUCCGAAGCCUGGCUUGGUUUCCCCCCUUGGCCAUUUGUGACAGUGGGCAGGACAGGGGCCUGCCUCAGCGUCCACAUAUGGAACAUGGGAUGACAGCAGUGUCUCCUUCAGGGGGCGGUUGGGAAAAUGGAAUUAAACAAUGAAGGCAAAGUCUGGCACAUAUAAGCACUCCGUAAAUUGCAGAUAUUACCGUGAGCCAGACGCUGUACUAAGAUCAUGGUUUUGAGAGGUAGAUGGGAGGAUAACGUCAGUUGAGGUAAGUACCGGUUUAAAUCCAGGGAUAAAUGCUGUGAUCGCACAUGCAAAGGGCUGAGAGAAUAUAAUGGAGGGAGAUGUACAGGGGAGGUUAAGGAGGGUGGCGAGGGAAACUGUGCUUGACAAUGAGUACAAGUCCACCAGGGAUGUCACGGGACUUCUGGCAGAGAAAUUCCUUAAAGGGUCAAAUGUGGGGAUUCGUGGCGUUCUCAGGAGACUGAGAAGUAUGCUAUGGUUAGAACUGAGAGGGUCCUUUCCCCCAGGAAGCCCCUCUGGACUUCCGCGGCUCCGUGUCUGCGCCUCCAGAACAGCACUUAGCACAUAUUUUCAUACUGAAAUGUUCUUUUUAUGCUUCUCUCCCUCGCCUCAGGUCAGGGAUUUUGCAUUGGCCUUGGUCUCCUCCCAUAAUGCCUGGCAUUUGGUACAUGUUUGUUGAACUUGAAGAGACAUAUGAACAAUGAACCUGGAACGCUGGGUUGUAGACAGAUCUUGAAUUCUGUUGAAUGGGAGAACAUCUUUGGUCCUGCAGUGUUGCUGACACUGACAUUUUUCUAAGUGGUCUUGAACAGCCUACUUUUUAUGUAAAUAACGACUAGACUUCAUAUUUUCCACUUCAGAAACCUAUAAGCUAUAGCGGCCAGAGAGUUAAAAAACACUACUUUUAGGAUAUCCUCUACAUUUAACUUGAAAGCUCUUCUUAUUUAAAAAUGUUGAGAUACUGGGGAGAGAUACCAAUCUCAUCAAGCCAGGCCAACAGAAGUUCCUUUGAUUUGCUGCCUCGGGAGUUCCGCCUGGUGGAAGUCCAUGACCCGCCCCUGCACCAACCCUCAGCCAACAAGCCCAAGCCCCCUACGAUGCUGGAUAUCCCCUCAGAGCCAUGCAGCCUCACCAUCCAUACCAUCCAGCUAAUCCAGCACAACCGGCGCCUGCGCAACCUCAUUGCUACAGCUCAGGCCCAGAAUCAGCAACAGACGGAAGGUGUAAAGACUGAAGAGGGCGAACCUCUUCCCUCUUGCCCUGGGUCACCUCCUCUUCCUGAUGACCUCCUGCCUUUAGAUUGUAAGAAUCCCAACGCACCAUUCCAGAUUCGGCACAGUGACCCGGAAAGUGACUUUUAUCGUGGGAAAGGGGAACCUGUGACUGAACUCAGCUGGCACUCCUGCCGGCAGCUCCUCUACCAGGCAGUGGCCACCAUCCUGGCCCAUGCAGGCUUCGAGUGCGCAAAUGAAAGUGUCCUGGAGACCCUAACGGAUGUGGCACAUGAGUAUUGCCUUAAGUUCACCAAGUUGCUGCGCUUUGCUGUGGAUCGGGAGGCCCGACUGGGGCAGACGCCUUUUCCUGACGUUAUGGAGCAGGUAUUCCAUGAAGUGGGCAUUGGCAGUGUGCUCUCCCUCCAGAAGUUCUGGCAGCACCGCAUCAAGGACUAUCACAGUUACAUGCUACAGAUCAGUAAGCAACUUUCUGAAGAGUAUGAAAGGAUUGUCAAUCCUGAGAAGGCCUCAGAGGACACCAAACCUGUAAAGAUCAAGGAGGAACCUGUGAGUGACAUCACCUUCCCGGUCAGUGAGGAACUGGAGGCUGACCUUGCUUCUGGAGACCAGUCACUGCCCAUGGGAGUCCUUGGGGCUCAGAGUGAGCGCUUCCCGUCUAACCUGGAGGUUGAGGCUUCACCGCAGGCUUCAAGUACGGAGGUAAAUGCUUCCCCUCUUUGGAAUCUGGCCCACGUGAAAAUGGAGCCUCAAGAGAGCGAAGAAGGCACUGUCUCCGGGCACGGCGUGCUGGGCAGCGACGUCUUCGAGGAGCCCAUGUCAGGCAUGAGUGAAGCUGGAAUCCCCCCGAGCCCAGAUGACUCAGACAGCAGCUACGGCUCCCACUCCACUGAUAGCCUCAUAGGAUCCUCCCCCGUUUUCAACCAGCGCUGCAAGAAGAGGAUUAGGAAAAUAUAAAAAGAAAAGAGAUAAUUUCUGUCCAAACCUACAAACCCAACAGAAAACCUGAUAUAUUCAGAUUUGUUUCCAUAGCGAUUUGACUCUUAAACACAGUGGAUUUUCCUGAUUUCAGUGAAAUUGAACUUAACCAAACAAGUUUGCAUAUUACUUUUGCAUUCAGUUUUUGUAAUUUUCCACACCAACCAAGCCACAUUUCACAGGUAUGUCAUGAUGCUGGGAUGGUAAUCAGGAGAUCAGAACUGCUGUCCUUGUGACUAGACCCGUUGCUUAGCUUCUCCAAGGCCAUUUCUCUUGCACAACUGAGAAUUGUACCACUUUGACCCAUGUUGCAGGGCUGCUGUGAAGAUUAAGAUCCUAUUAAACCUCAAAGUUGUGCUUGAAUAAGAUUCACAAGUAAAUGUGUGCUGGUAUCAGAUGUCAGUUUUUUUAAUUUACUUCAUGUUUGGUUGUCAUUGGGAAUCCAGUACUAACACCUAGAAAGAAAUCGCUAACCUCUGCACAACUUACCCAUCCGGAGUCUUUCUAAAACUUCUGUUGCCAUGAAGUCUCAUAAAACGAGGUGUGUGGUAGCACAGCCCUCUCCUGUCCCAUCCACAGAUUUUCUUCUUGCUUCUUUAGAUUUGUUCCAUCUAUCCUCAUCCUUAUCUUUAUUUCCACUAAGAUUUUUUAAAAUAUUUUCUCUAUGUACAUUUAUUUAAUUGCCUCUUUCAUUUUCUUUGUGAAUAAAACAAACAGGAACUGUCCAAAAACCGGUUUGUGCUUAUAUUAUUUGUUGCAUCUGCUUGGCCAUCAGAGGCCAGCAGUCCCAUUGCUUUGCCAGAAUUCUACAUCUGCAAAUUGUGCUUCUACUAGAUGGGUAGCCUCUAAAAAGAGGCUUUCUACUCUACAUCAUAUCCUGAACUUUACUAUUGUCACUCAGCCAUUCCAGUACUGCCCUACUUAGCAUCUGAUAGUCUCAAUCAGUAUUUAUUAUGUAAAUGAUGCAGCAUUGGAAUAAUUAGGAGUAAUUAGCACACAUGUGCUUUAUGCCUUGGUAAUAGGUGCCGGCAUGUUAAAUUCUGUUGAAGUUUAUGGAUGCAGAUUACUAAUCUUGUGCAAUUUAGAGCACUCCUUUAAUCAAGAC
This is a messenger RNA of Myotis davidii, 3414 nucleotides long. It is a transcript of the gene SUPT7L, whose product is annotated as SPT7-like STAGA complex gamma subunit. The transcript is spliced from 5 exons. Gene Ontology annotation, cellular component: SAGA complex. The record is from RefSeq and is a predicted model, not a curated record. Lineage: Eukaryota; Metazoa; Chordata; Mammalia; Chiroptera; Vespertilionidae. Bases 1050 to 2288 code for a protein of 412 amino acids. Gene Ontology annotation, molecular function: protein heterodimerization activity; transcription coactivator activity.